Portunus trituberculatus (swimming crab) is the source of this 654-nucleotide messenger RNA. RefSeq lists its product as uncharacterized. The transcript has 2 exons. The coding region runs from base 135 to 644 and encodes 169 amino acids. Lineage: Eukaryota; Metazoa; Arthropoda; Malacostraca; Decapoda; Portunidae. The record is from RefSeq and is a predicted model, not a curated record.
CAUGCCUCGCUCUCUUUCCUGGCUUGCUGUCAUGAUUGCAAGCACUGCGUAUCGCUCUGUGUGCGCAAGUGUAGCGAACUGGCACCGUGUAACUUAUCACUUGUUGACUUACAAACACUGCAACAAGUCCCUGAAUGAUUCUCUCAUUUGCUUAUUCGUAUUCUAGCUUUGCUUUGGAAAUGUGCGGCAUACUGACACCUUCACCAACUCCUAGUCUUCCUCCUCCUCCUCCUCCUCCUCCUUUUCCGCAGGUGUUGGAGUUGCAGGGUGACGGAGAGGCGUCCCCAUGGUCGUGGGCCUCCCCGGGGUGGAUCACCUUUCCUGCGCCCUUCGCCGCCCUCACCAUCUGCCUACACGUCCUGGCCCCCGCCCUCAGGCUCUCAGGCACCAUCUUCUCCCUCGCCACCAAUACCACCGACAACUUCCUUACUCUAGACGUGAAGGAGCAUGGCCUGAACUUCUGUGUUGGCGGUGUAUGGAACUCCAGCAGCGCCGUCAUCUACCCUGGUAUGUGGACCAGCCUGUGCCUCGCCUACCACCCUGCGUGGGGCUGGACGAGCUACAUAGACGGCCACGACGACGACUCUGGCUUCCUGCACGACCCCGACGGUGAGAAGGACGGUAUCUCCUUAUGUGACGACUGAAGGAAUGAAU